UGUUUCCUGGGCAAAGCUUCUUGCCUCUUAAAGAUUAAAUCAGAAGAAAGUUGUACCAAUCUGAAUAUGUGCUGUUAGGCAGCUGAGGUCCUCUUUGGAAAAAUGUCUAUAGGGUUUGACUUCCUGAAAUCACCACCUGAUAGAGAGUGAGAGAGAAAUAGUGGAAGCAGAAAAAUCUGUGUAACCAUGGAUCUAAAAUACAUUUCUGAGGAUGUGGGUAGGAGGGGUUUGGUAUUUGUGAAAUCACUUGUCUGUCUUUUCUGCUUUGAAAUUUGCUCUCUAAUAUUGUAGAAGCAGGUCAUAUAUAGGGCUGUAUGCAGGAGCCCUCAGAACUCCAGCUCUUGUGACACCAAGCUAAAAUCAUGAGCAACUGGAGCUGUGAAUAGGGAACAAAAUAAACUUAGAUUGUAAUUGGAGUCUGUGCAUACACACCAUAUGCAGUUCAGUGGGGCAUUGAUCCCUGACUGCCCUCUAAGCAUUACUGUAAUACAACUGAUGUCAGAGCCAACACUAACUGUGCAAAGGGCUGGGUGCCUAUUGGCUAAGUUAUCACAAAAAUUGUCCUUAACCUUUAUUAAGUUUCCCUUAGAUCAUUCCGUCAGAGCAGCAGUUUGCAGGACAUUUCAAUGAGUGUCUGCUAUCUACAAGAGCAGCAUCCAUUUUAGAGAAAUUUGCACACUAUUUGUGCUUUGGCAGCAACUAAGUAACAUAACACCUCUGUGUAUGUCAUAGUACUGGAGAAAGUGUUGAUAAUGUGUUCAGCCUUGUACAAACCAACAAAUACAGUUUCUGCUUUGGAGACCACAGUCUAGAGAGAUUCACAAAGAUGACAGACAGGCUGCACAGAGAAGUCCAAAGUUAAGGAUAAUUUAGGAUUAAGGCUUCUAUAGUUUAACUGUAAAUAGCUGUAUUUGCUCUGCAGAAUAUGUUUUGUUAGGGACAUGAGUGGUUGGGGGCUUGGCUAAUUGGCUUACAAAAGCAUUCAGGUUUGAGUGGCGAAUUCGUUUGGGAAGAGGACCAGGAUUAAAAUGCUCAGUGUUAAGACUUGUAUCAUUGGAAGAACAGAGUCAUAAACAGGAAGUGAGAAAUAUGGUCUACUAUCUAGGUUGUUGCUGGCAGUUGGGGGAAAAAGACUCCCUAUCAAAGCUGUUUAAAUGAGAAUGUCCCUGGCGCAGAGAGUGCUGCUCACAUGGCUUUUCACAUUACUCUUCCUGAUCAUGUUGGUGUUAAAAUUGGAUGAUAAAGCACCAUGGAACUGGUUUCUUAUCUUUAUUCCAGUUUGGAUAUUUGAUACUAUCCUACUCGUUAUGCUAAUUGUAAAAAUGGCUGGGCGAUGUAAAUCUGGCUAUGACCCUCGCAAUGGUUCUCAAAAUGUAAAGAAAAAGGCCUGGUACCUCAUCGCAAUGCUGCUUAAAUUAGCUUUCUGCCUUGCCCUCUGUGCUAAACUGCAACAAUUUACUGAAAUGAAACUAGUGUAUGUCUUUAUCCCCUUAUGGGCCUUACUCAUGGGGGGAAUGAUUGAGCUUGGAUAUAACAUCUUCUACGUACGAAGAGACUAAGUUGUAACAAAACUUUUUCAAGUUGACCAGUAUCAAAUUACUGGAUCAUCCUAUCUUGGUACAAGCUUAAACUUCACACAGCAACUACAAAUGUCAGUCUGAAAAUUUUAUUUAAGACAGGCUGGUAUUAAAGUGGAUUUGUUCAGUUCUUAUUUUAGAACGGUCACAAAUAUCGUCAUGUAAAUAAAGUAUGUUUGACUUCA
Messenger RNA from Trachemys scripta elegans, 1762 nucleotides. It is a transcript of the gene TMEM60, whose product is annotated as transmembrane protein 60. The transcript is spliced from 2 exons. The record is from RefSeq and is a predicted model, not a curated record. NCBI's taxonomy places the organism in Eukaryota, Metazoa, Chordata, Testudines, Emydidae. Bases 1155 to 1559 code for a protein of 134 amino acids.